Eutrema salsugineum is the source of this 1881-nucleotide messenger RNA. RefSeq names its product armadillo repeat-containing protein 6. Bases 153 to 1547 code for a protein of 464 amino acids. The record is from RefSeq and is a predicted model, not a curated record. The transcript is spliced from 8 exons. Lineage: Eukaryota; Viridiplantae; Streptophyta; Magnoliopsida; Brassicales; Brassicaceae. Gene Ontology annotation, molecular function: protein binding.
UCGCUCUCAUUUCUCUCGCCCUUUCUACUCCCAAACACAGUUUUAAAUCUAUCAUUUUCUCCGAUCCAUCUGACCGGAGAUUAUAUAAUUCCGAUAGAUCAGAAAAUCAAAGGGACUAUAUCCAACGAAUUGGAGCGGCGGAGCAAGGGAGAAUGGCUGUACGUGCAAUAUCUCAGGAGGCAUUCGACGAUCUCGUUAGGGAAAAUGUGGAAGAUCUUGGAAUGGAACCUUCCGAAGCUCUCGAAGACGCUCUCUACACACUCAAGCUCCAAGGCGUCGAUCUCUCCGGGAUCAUUACAUGUGUUCCUGGAGAAAGUAGCGUUAAGGACAAUCCGGUGAUUGCGUGUUUGGAUAGACUCAAAGAAGUCGAUAGUGUUUCUAAAGACGGACUACUUCGAGAUGAGGAUUUGGAUGAGAUUUCGAGUUUGUUCGUCAAGCUCAACGAGCUUUGUAGCAGCCAAGAACUUGGUAACGCGGCAAUUGCGACAAAACAUGGUGCUGUGGAAUUAACAUGCUCGAUUUGUUCGAAAAUCAAGACAUCCACUGGAAGUAAUCGGAUUGUUGUUCCUUGUUUGAAGGCUUUGGCCGUCUUGAUCCAUGACCUCCAGAGCACAGAGGUAUUCAGGAAUUCUUCUGGACCGAGGAUUGUCGUUGAUCUCUUAAGAGAUUCAAUCUCUGAUUCUGAUUCAUUAGAUGCUGGUUUUGCGGUUGUUGCUGCGGCUGCAACUGGUAAUGAAGUCGUCAAACAGUUAUUCAUGGAACAGAAAAUUGAUGAGCUUAUCCUGCAAGUGCUGAAUCGAGAGAGUAAAAUCACCAUUCAAGCUUUGUAUGAUGCAAUUCGUGUUAUUUUGACGCCAGAUGAUGGCCGUGUGGUUGCUUCCCAAGUUUAUGGUUAUGCACGGACAUUUGCCAAAUUAGGGAUCGCAAGAGCCCUCACCGAAGCAUUGCAGGCAGGGAUUGGCUCUGAUAGCUUGGUGUCAGCUAGUAUUGCGUUAAAAUCAAUUGCUGUAAAUGAUGAAAUAUGUAAAUCAAUUGCUGAAACUGGUGGAAUAGACACGCUUCUUAGAUGCAUUGAUGAUAGCGGUGAACAAGGCAACAAAACUGCUGCUAAGACGUGCUGUUCCCUAUUGUCUAAGUUGGCAGGAAGUGACUCUAACAAGAGUACUAUAGUUGAGAAGCGGGGUCUCGACAAGCUAAUCAAACUUGCACAACGAUUCUCCGACGAUCCUCUAGUCAUACAAGAGGUCAUGUCGAUAAUCUCUAUAAUCUGUCUGAGAUCACCAGACCACGCAGCCAGUGCUAUAGAAGCUGGGGCUGGUGAUCUGGCGGUCCAAGCUAUGAAGAGGUUCCCAGCAGCGGCCCAAAUGCAGAGAAACGCUUGCAACAUGAUACGGAACAUUGCCGUAAGAAAUGCAGAGAACAGAACUAUUCUGCUUGCCAAUGGAAUUGAGAAGCUGAUAAGGACUGCUAAGGCCAACAAUGAGAUAUGCAGAACCUCUGCAACUGAUGCACUGAGAGACCUUGGCCUUGAUAACUACAAUAGCUAAGGCCAAUCUUCUACAUUCAUGCAAACUACAAAAUUUUACGAGGUUGGUACCAACCGUUUCUGCAUUUACUUACGCGUCAUUCAAGCAAAGAAGAAAUUCAGGAAGAGUGCUCAAGAAACGGAAUGAUCCACUUUUCUUCAUGAUUCCAUUCAGAAUUUGCAAUGAAUUCAGCUUUUGGGUAGAAAGCAUUCCAAUCUAGAAUUUUUGCGUCGAUUGUUUUUGUCCGAUUAGAACAUGUGUUAAAAUGGGAAGCUUGAAACAACUCCGAGUCUUAUGGACACUUCUUUUAUGUGCUUCUUUACUUUUUCUUUAGUCUCUCUCUUUUUUUGCUAUC